UACAGAUGGAGGUUUGCUUCGAGUCUCUGUCUGUCACGGCACCGGUAACCGGAAAACAGCUGUUGCACGAUGUCAGCGGUCGAUUUUUACCAGGGGAGUUAACAGGUAUUCUAGGACCUUCAGGGGCUGGUAAAACUACACUUCUUAAUGCCAUAUCAGGAUACAGACGUUCCGGUAUUAAGGGGCGCAUCGCGGCGGGGACGAGGAGAUCCCGAUGCUACAUCGGGCAGGAGGACCUGCUUGCGCCGUACAUGACGACCGGAGAGCUGAUGGACUUCGCCAGCCGCCUCAAGCUCCCGCCAACCUACACCAGCAAGCAGAGGGGAAUCAUAAUAAACGAGCUCCUACACCACCUCGGUCUGGAAGAAUGUAUCGACACAAGAACUGAAUGCCUAUCUGGCGGGCAGAGAAAGCGGCUUGCCAUCGCCUUAGAACUAAUCAGUAAUCCUUCAAUCAUCUUCUUGGACGAACCUACAAGCGGACUAGACAUUGUGGCUGCUAGUAUGCUUGUCCGGCUGCUGAGCCAGCUCUCCCAUACUGGAAGGACCAUCGUUGUCACCAUCCACCAGCCCUCCGCAACGAUCUUCGCUCUCUUCGACAAGGUGUUCUUCCUGGCUGGGGGAAAGUGCGUCUACCAGGGAGGACCUGGGGCUCACCUCGUUCAUUUUCUGGAGCAGAACAACUACAUCUGCCCUACCCACUACAACCCUGCUGAUUACCUUAUCGAGAUAGUGGAAGAUGAUAAAAAAGCCAUCCAGCUGCUUAGCAAUGCUAUUGAAAAUGGAAAAGGCAGCUGGUACUGCAAAGAUGUGGCAAAAACAUUAGAAAACGGAGCUGGAGAUAACAUUAACUUCAUUUUGAUGGCAUCGGAUCCAUUGAUUCAGAAGAGAUCAAGAGACUGCACUUCCUUUUGGAUCCAGUUCACUGUGAUAUUGAGUAGGAUCAUUCUCCAGGGAAAGCGGAACAAGACUAGUUUGAAGAUUCACUUAUUGCACUACAGUAUUUGCGCAUUCGUUAUGUGCACUCUUUUCUACCAAACUGCAAAUAAUGGAUCCGAAUUCACUUCCCAGCUCAAGCUCUGCAUAACUAUGGUCUUAUUUCAUGGUUACAGUCAGCAAAUGGCUCCAGUUGUUUAUUAUCCUUUCGAAGUGAAGUUGUUGAAGAGAGAACAUUUCAACCAAUGGUACUCGCUACUUCCUUAUUACUUUGCCCUGAAGCUUUCUAAGAUACCUAUUCUGACUCUGCUAGUUUGGCUCCACACUUUGGCAGUCUAUUACUUUUCUGGUCUUCCAUGGGAACUUUAUAGACUUGUCCUAUUUUUUGCUGUCAGUUUGAUGACUUCAUUCGUUGCUAUGGACUUAGGGCUCACUAUUGGAGCUAUCUUCAAUGCCACUAAUGGCGCAAUUAUCGGAGCAAUGACCCUAGCUCCACUCCUAGGCUUGGCCAGCUAUGGAUUUGACUUCAUGAGAACAGUCCCUUUCUUCAUGGAGUUUAUUGUACGAUUGUCAUUUAUGAGAUCAGGGGUAUAUGCUUUGGUUCUCAUUAUUUACAGCCUAGGUAGGGAACCAUUGGAAUGUCCUGAAAAUAUAGUUCACUGUCACUUCAGUGAUCCCAAGGUAGCUCUUUAUUUCCUUAACCUCCAGGAUAUUGAUAUCUGGAGGCCCAUUGGUGAUCUCAUCAUCAAUUUAUGUUUCUUCUGGUUGACUUUUUAUCUAGCAUUAAAAUGGAGACUGAGGAAAUGAUAUGUCACACAGAAUUCUGUAAAUAAUAAAUUUUAUCUUAGAAUACAUUGCUGUGAUUUAUAAUAAUGUAGAUCUUAAAAAAUUAGUCAUGUAAAUAUUUAAUUGUUAUUUAAAAUUGUUACAGUUCAGCUUAUUAUGGAGUGUAGUAGAUGAUAUAGGAAAAGUAAAUGAGUUCCUUUAUUAUAAAUAAAACAUAUUAGCCAUGUACAAUAAAAUAUACAUCAACUUAGUCGUC
Messenger RNA from Nezara viridula (southern green stink bug), 1977 nucleotides. NCBI's taxonomy places the organism in Eukaryota, Metazoa, Arthropoda, Insecta, Hemiptera, Pentatomidae. The record is from the annotation of a GenBank genome assembly.